GCGAGCGGCCCGGCUCAGAGCCGCCGCGCCACCGGGAGAGGAAGGGGCCGCCGGCCGAGCCCCGCCCUCUACUCGCCCACAGCGGCGGCCGGGCGGCGGGGACGCGAGCGGAGGGCGCCGGGAGAGGCCCGGCCGACACGAGCGCGGGGGGCUGCGGGCCAUGGCGCCCCGGGCCCUCGCCGCCCGCCGCCCCCGCCCGCCGGGCGCCCCCGAGCUGCGCCUCGGAGCCCACGGAGCCUCGGCCCGCCAGGAGGCGACUUGGAGCUCCUCUUGGUGCUGACAUGAUGACAGUGUGCAGGCCAGCCAAGGGCAGCCACAGCCAGACUGAAAACCUGGGCCACAAAUUGGCUGACAAGGUCAAGGUGGAAGGUCCAAAGGCUGGGGAAGACCCUCAAAGGCAGCCGUUUAGGUCCUCCAUUCCUUUCCUAGAGACUGAUCAGGAUUCACCCUUACGAAGAAGCCCACUGGAGAGCCUCUAUAACCUGAUGCUAGAGCCAAGAGUGGACUGUUUCCAGCAGAACAUGUUCAGCUCAAAUAUGAUCAUCAGCGACCCAGCUUCAGAUCUCGGCACUAAAGGAGCCAGCAGGGCCGGCAAGAGGCAGCUAAGCAGUGUUCAGAACCCCUGCCCUCCCGCCCGAGGCGGGGCCUGGCACAAGUCCCUCAGCAUAAAGGACAAGAUAUCAGAAUGGGAAGGGAAAAAGGAGUUGACCACUCCUGCCCCUGGCAGGAAAGCAGAUGGGCAAGAGGAUUACCUGACGUCGUGUGUGACGGAGAGGAGAAGCCACGAUGGUUCGAGGACUCGGGUCGCAGAGGCUCAGGACGGAACAAGGCUGGACGCAGAGAGUAGAGAGAUGAGAAAUAAAGGGGUAGUGAAAGUCGGGGCACAGGAUGCAGAGCAGAGGCAAGACCUGAGCCAGCCAGCCCGGGAGCUGGCUCCUAGCUUGGGAAGAGGCCGGGAGCCCAGGCUUGGCAAACAGCGCUUUCAGAAUGAUAGCCUCUCUGUGCUGAAGCAGGUGGAGAAACUUGAGCAGGCUCUGAAGGAUGGGUCUGCAGGGUUGGAUCCCCAGUUACCUGGCACCUGUUAUUCCCCACACUGCCUGCCGGACAAGGCCGAGGAGGGGCCCACCCUUCCUGAGAACCGUGGGGGCGGGAGUAGCUCAGAAUUCAGGGCCCACCACUUGGACCUGGAAGGCAGGGAGCCCGCCCCGGAGGCCGCAGAGGAAAGGAAGGGCUUGGGCGGGAGGCCCUGCGACCAGAGGCUGGAGAGUGUGUACAGGGGCUUGGAGGACUCCCCUGCAAGACCCUUCAUCAGCCCCCCGCCCAAACCCCGGAGAACUUUCAAACAUGAUGGCGAAGGGGACAGGGAUGGGAACCCAGGCAUGAGCUUCCGGAAAGAUAAAAGGAACCUGCCUCCUCUGCCCUCUCUACCUCCCCCGCCCCUGCCCUCCUCUCCCCCGCCUUCCUCUGUGAACAGGAGACUGUGGAGCGGGAGACCGAAAGCCAGUGCUGACCACAGAAAGUCCUAUGAGUUUGAAGACUUACUGCAGUCUUCCUCUGAGAACAGCAGGGUUGACUGGUGCGCACAGACGAAGCUGGGGCUCACACGCACUUUAUCGGAGGAGAACGUCUAUGAGGACAUUCUAGAUCCACCAAUGAAGGAAAACCCUUAUGAGGACGUUGAGUUACAUGGUCGAUGCCUCGGGAAGAAGUGUGUCUUGAACUUUCCGGGUUCUCCCACCUCUUCCAUCCCUGACACACCCACCAAGCAGUCCUUGUCCAAACCUGCUUUUUUCCGGCAAAAUUCAGAGAGGAGGAACUUCAAACUGCUGGACACUAGGAAGCUGAGUCGGGAUGGCACUGGGUCCCCUUCUAAAAUCAGCCCUCCCUCUACCCCCAGCAGCCCUGAUGACACUUUCUUUAACCUCGGAGACCCACAGAACGGCAGGAAGAAGAGAAAGAUACCCAAGCUGGUGUUGCGAAUCAAUGCCAUUUAUGAGGCCCGGAGAGGAAAGAAACGGGUGAAGAGGCUGUCCCAGUCCACGGAGAGCAACUCAGGAAAAGUGACAGAUGAGAACAGUGAGUCUGACAGUGACACCGAGGAGAAGCUGAAAGCCCACAGCCAGCGCCUGGUCAAUGUGAAGUCACGCCUGAAGCAGGCUCCAAGAUACCCAUCACUGGAUCGGGAGCUCAUCGAGUACCAGGAGAGGCAGCUCUUCGAGUACUUUGUGGUCGUGUCUUUGCACAAGAAGCAGGCCGGGGCUGCCUAUGUGCCCGAACUCACCCAGCAGUUCCCUCUGAAGUUGGAAAGGUCUUUCAAGUUCAUGAGAGAAGCUGAGGACCAGCUGAAGGCUAUCCCCCAAUUCUGUUUCCCUGACGCCAAGGACUGGACUCCUGUCCAGCAGUUUACCAGUGAAACAUUCUCGUUUGUCUUAACUGGAGAAGAUGGGAGCAGGAGGUUCGGUUACUGCCGAAGACUGCUGCCUGGUGGCAAAGGAAGGCGUCUCCCUGAAGUUUAUUGCAUCGUGAGCCGCCUGGGAUGCUUCAGCCUCUUUUCGAAGAUCUUGGAUGAGGUGGAAAAACGACGAGGCAUCUCUCCCGCCCUGGUCCAGCCUCUCAUGAGGAGCGUCAUGGAAGCCCCUUUCCCAGCCCUGGGCAAAACCAUUGUUGUCAAGAACUUCUUGCCAGGAUCAGGAACUGAGGUGAUUGAACUGUGCCGCCCUCUGGACUCCCGGCUCGAACACGUGGACUUUGAGUCUCUCUUUUCCUGUCUCAGCGUCCGACACCUGCUCUGUGUUUUUGCCUCCCUGCUUCUGGAAAGGAGGGUCAUCUUCAUCGCAGACAAACUCAGGGAGCGCGCACAGGAAGUCUGGCUCACCUGGGAGGCAGGGACCUCGCCAACGAUCGAAGCACAGAAGCGCCGCCAAAAAGCAUGCACCCUGUCCAAGUGCUGCCACGCGAUGGUGGCGGUCAUCUACCCCUUCACCUGGCAGCACACCUACAUCCCCGUGCUGCCUCCUGCCAUGAUCGACAUAGUGUGCUCGCCAACCCCCUUCCUCAUUGGGCUGCUCACCAGCUCGCUGCCGCUGCUCAGGGAGCUGCCGCUGGAAGAGGUCCUUGUGGUCGACCUUGUCAACAAUCGGUUCCUCAGACAGAUGGAUGACGAGGAUUCCAUUCUGCCCCGGAAGCUUCAGGUAGCCCUGGAACGCAUUCUGGAACAGAGGAAUGACCUUGCUAGUGACCAGGAUGACAGGUCCCCAGACUGCAAGCGUGGCCCUGAGUCCAGCCCCUUGAACGAGGUGGUGUCCGAAGCCUUUGUCCGCUUCUUCGUGGAGAUCGUGGGCCACUACUCGUUGUUCCUGACGGCGGGCGAGCGAGAGGAGAGGACCCUGCAGCGAGAGGCCUUCCGCAAGGCCGUCUCCUCCAAGAGCCUCCGCCGGUUCCUGGAGGUCUUCAUGGAGACCCAGACGUUUCGGGGCUUCAUCCAGGAGCGGGAGCUGCGCCGGCAGGAUGCCAAAGGUCUUUUUGAGGUCCGAGCCCAAGAGUACCUGGAAACACUGCCCAGUGGAGAACACAGUGGUGUCAACAAGUUCCUGAAGGGACUAGGCAAUAAAAUGAAGUUUCUCCACAAGAAAUAGCCCUCAAUCCAGCCUCCAGGGAGAACUUUUCCUAGGGCAACCACAUGUUUUAAAAACAGUCCUGGUGGUCUUUCUGAAACGUUGGGUCCUUGGUUGUCCCAGGGGCUGGGAUAAAGGCCGGCGUGGUUUCCGGCCACCCCUGGGCUCUCCCCAGGACCUGGGACCCCCGAGCCACCGGAAGGUGCCGCUUCUUUAGAACAGCACUGGAAAUGGGACCUGAGACCAGGCACAUUCAAACGGAUUGUUUUGGUUGUUGGUUUUGGGUUUUUAAAAUUUUUUUUAUCUUAGAUAUUAAAAAAAAAAAAGAAAAGUGUUUGGGUUUUCCUUUUGUUAUGCCAAGGCUAAGACAGCUGUCCUGCCCUGUGUCAUCUCUCCCUGGUUCAUCCUGCCUGGCACUUGUGCUCUGGAGCCAAGAGGAGGCGAUGGGAAGGAGCGGCCCCCAGGUGCUCCUCUGGGCAGAACCGGGGACCGGUGCGGGGGUGAAGGGGGGCGCACUGUGGCGACGCCUACAGACACUACAGACACCACACCACAGGCGUCGGGACGGGAGUCCUCUUGGGGAAAGGGCUGGCAGGUAAUGGAGUGGAGUCAAAUCUGUGCUGAAAAGGAAGGAAGCGAACAGUAAAAGGGUUUGGUUUCCUGGGAUGAGCCGUGCUUUCAGGCUGGCUGGUGAUGCCACCUGGCGGCCGAGGCCACUUGCUGUCAUGCCACUGACUCCUCUGGUCCCAAAUGGACCUGACUUUUCUGGACGGCCUCUUUCCUCUUAGAAGCCAUAGAGCCGUCCCCUGCCCGAGCAGCCCAUGACUUUUAGAGGUACACACAAAAAGAGGAAAUCUCCUCGUAAGAUCUGUUAAUAAAAUAUUGUUAGGGUCCUAAAGUUUAUGGUGCUGCCUAGAGCCCAUCUUAAAACAUGUGAGCCACUGCUUUGAGCCCUUUCCUAUUUAUACUGUAUGAAAUUUUCCCAUCUCAGUGUAGGGACCCAGAGCAGCGUACGUGAACUAGUGCAUGUGCAGGAUGAAUGCAGGGACUUUUGUUGUUGAUGUUAUCAAGGAGCAUCAAAACUUUGGGGACAGCCUCCUCAGACUUGUGUGGCCAGAGGGGAAGAAGCAGGGGGUGCAGGAGAAGGCUGCAUUCCAGGGGGCGCUGUCCUGCAAGGCCUGCGGUGGGGCGGCAGGAAGGGAACAGUCGGCAGCACAGGCACGUUCUCAAAGCAGGCCUCCGGGCCACCCCGCGGCCAACCCACUGCCUGCACAUCCCACUGGUGGAUUCCCUCUGGGGGGCACCAGGAACCCUGCAAAAACACACGAAAGGGAUGUGCUCUGACCUUGGCAAUGGCCCAGGGGCCUGUGCUGCCUGGCAGAGGUUUUGUUUGUUUGUUUGUUUUUAAUUUUUUGGCUGCGUUGGGUCUUCGUUGCUGCGCAUGGGCUUU
Molecule: messenger RNA, 5064 nt
Organism: Balaenoptera musculus (blue whale)
Lineage: Eukaryota; Metazoa; Chordata; Mammalia; Artiodactyla; Balaenopteridae
Gene: DENND2A
Product: DENN domain containing 2A
Exons: 21
Coding region: 282-3635 (1117 amino acids)
Biological process (GO): retrograde transport, endosome to Golgi
Cellular component (GO): actin cytoskeleton
Source: RefSeq, a predicted model, not a curated record